AUGGCUGAAUCCCAUCCACCCCUUCCGGUCCAAGGCGAUCUAGAGGCUGGCCAGGCGCUCCCAGUCAAAGCUAAUUUUGAUUGGCCGGCUCAGAUAUUGUCGUCGGACGAAUAUCCUCGCGUGGACUGGAUGAGCUACUUCAACUUUGAGUGUGCUUCCCUCGAUGACGAUGGUUUUGGCUCCUUGAACCAGUGGGCCGCCGCCGAACCGGCCCGCGACAAAAUGAGCGGUAGAUCUCCCUCUGGCGUCGGGCGCAGGGACGAUGUCUUCAUGAUCACCAAUCCAGAUCUUGUCCCUAUUCGAGACACUGCCCGGGGCAUCAAGCCUCUGCAUCCAGGCGAUGUUCAGCCCAGUGUCAAUUCGUCUAGCAGCAACUAUCAUCUUGUGGUGGAUGAUGUUGACACUGCAGAUGUUGCCUGCCUGAGUCACGACGUCCAGCCCGCCUCCUCUCUCAGCGUCCCAUGCCCAGGCUUGCAUAAUAAUGCUCCCGCCACCGAUCUUCCCGACAGUCUCACCCCGAAGGAUGACGAAGGCAUAGCCAGCCACCACGCCACUAACUGUUAUACUCCCGAGAGCAACUAUACCCUUGGUCGGAUAGGCAAGCACAAUGUCGUCAUUGUGGUACUGCCGCACUGGGAGUACGGGCUCGUAAAUGCUGCGAACGUUGCUAGGGAUAUGAUACGCAGCUUUCCAAAUCUCAGAGUUGGCCUCAUGGUUGGCAUCGGCGGUGGUGCUCCGGCCAAGCACGAUAUCCGCCUGGGGGACGUCGUCGUCAGUUCUGCUGGCUAUGGGCAUGGCGGCGUGUACCAGUACGACUACGGGAAGACUAUCCAGAACAAGGCCUUCGUUCCCACGGGGUUUUUGAACAAGCCACCAACAUUCAUAAUGGCUGCAGCGGCCGCACUUAACGCUACUUAUCGGAUGAAGGGACACCAGCUCAAGAAAGCAAUUGAGAGCGCCCUUGAUCGAUUUCCAAGGCUGCAACAUGAGUUUCGACAACCAAACGCUAGCACGGACCGGCUUUACAAACCUGAAAUCCUCCAUACCGCUAGAGACGACGAGGACUGCUUGGCUGCUUGCGGAGACGACGAGUCGAAACUGACUAUCCGACGUGCACGAUCGGCAGACGACGAUGAUCCCGUCAUACACUACGGCCUUAUUGCUUCCGCCAAUCAACUCAUGAAGGACGCCUCAAUUCGCGAUAAGAUUUCGAUCGAGAAGGACGUGCUGUGCUUCGAGAUGGAAGCUGCUGAACUGAUGAAUCAAUUCCCCUUCCUGGUUGUCUGUGGUAUUUGCGACUAUGCUGAUAGUCACAAGAACUUGCUUUGGCAAGGCUACGCUGCAAUGACAGCAGCCGCGUACACUCGCGAUCUCCUCCACAGGAUCGCACCAAACAAGGUGGAGGCCGAGAAAAAACUGGGCGAUAUCUUGUUAGAUAAUUAG
This is a messenger RNA of Anthostomella pinea, 1443 nucleotides long. Lineage: Eukaryota; Fungi; Ascomycota; Sordariomycetes; Xylariales; Xylariaceae. The record is from the annotation of a GenBank genome assembly.